Molecule: messenger RNA, 674 nt
Organism: Amoebophrya sp. A25
Lineage: Eukaryota; Dinophyceae; Syndiniales; Amoebophryaceae
Source: the annotation of a GenBank genome assembly
GGCUUAUUGCCGUUCUGAUUUCUAUAAGGGCAUCCCGUGAAGCACAUGCAGGCUGGUCAUUUUCAAAAUUGAAAGACCUCGGCCGCCUUCAUCUGUCUUUUUGUUUGUUCUUUUUGGUUGGCCCAUUAAACCAAACCAACCCAACCCCACUCAGCUUGACUUGGUUCAGCUUAACCCAUCUCAACCUAACCUCAACGCAGCCGGGCACCGUUUGGCUGGAAAAAUUUUCUCGCCACUGCCACGGGCUGCUUGUCGAAAUCUGUCGCACCGCAUGAGCCUGCUCACCUUAGUCAUUCCGAAAAUGGAUUCUGGUGGAGUCUCGGAGUCAGCCCGCGCCAGGAUACGCAAAGAAGGCUCCUGCUGUAGAGUCGGCCUGCCUAGUCAGCCCUACUAACUUGCUAAGGCCUAGCGCAUGUCUUAUACAUAUUUUCGACAGCACUUCAGCGCUUUUGCUGCAAAUGUGUAGUGCGGAUUGCGUCUGAAAACCCUCUGGGAUUUUCCUGGAGGAGCUCUUUGCGGCACUAGACUUCGACAGCACAGCGAAGGCAACUGAGCUGCCUCGUUGUUAUAUAUUGCACUCAAAACGAUCAAGGAGAGGAAAAGAGAACGAAGGGGAACCAGCCUGGAAAAAGAUGGAAUCCAUUGGGGGCCGACGUGAAUGGCCUGACACCACC